Molecule: messenger RNA, 1998 nt
Organism: Trichoderma aggressivum f. europaeum
Lineage: Eukaryota; Fungi; Ascomycota; Sordariomycetes; Hypocreales; Hypocreaceae
Exons: 15
Coding region: 1-1998 (665 amino acids)
Biological process (GO): NAD+ biosynthetic process
Cellular component (GO): cytoplasm
Molecular function (GO): ATP binding; glutaminase activity; NAD+ synthase (glutamine-hydrolyzing) activity
Source: RefSeq, a predicted model, not a curated record
AUGGCUAACCUCAUCACUUUGGCCACGUGCUCCCUCAACCAGUGGGCGCUGGACUGGGAGGGAAAUCUUGCACGAAUUCGCAAGAGUAUUCUGAAGGCCAAAGAAGCCGGAGCUACCUUGCGAACAGGUCCUGAACUGGAAAUCAGUGGCUAUGGCUGUCUCGAUCACUUUCUUGAAUCCGAUGUCUAUGAUCAUGCCCUGGACAUGCUAUCCAAAAUCCUAACGGAUACAUCUCUCCAUGGCAUCCUCAUUGACGUUGGUCUCCCUCUUAUGCACAGAGGCUGCAGAUACAAUUGCCGUGCCAUGAUCCUUGAUGGCAAGCUGCUGUGUCUCCGUCCCAAGAUAUACCUGGCCAAUGAUGGAAAUUUUAGAGAAAACCGCUUCUUCACUCCCUGGAACCGCCCCAGAUAUGUCGAGAAAUAUAACCUUCCUCCACAGAUCCAGGAACACCAGGGAGUUCGACAGGUGCCUAUUGGUGACAUCAUCUUGUCUCUUAAUGAUACGACACUUGCAGCCGAAACCUGCGAAGAACUUUUUACUCCUCAGGCACCACACAUCAACAUGGGUUGCGACGGUGACCGUCUGCUCUACGAUGGCUGCUCAAUGAUCAUGGUCAACGGCGAGAUCGUCGCUCAGGGCGCACAGUUUAGCUUGGAGGAUGUCGAGGUGGUAGUUGCAACGGUCGAUCUUGAAGAAGUACGAUCAUACCGCUUUGCUCCGUCUCGUGGUUUCCAAGCCACCCAAGCGCCAGUAUACGAGAGAAUUGAGGUCGAUUUCCGACUCACGCAUGACACUCUCCGAAUCCUUGAGAUCCCGACACCACCUAGGCCAGCAAGAUAUCACCUCCCAGAGGAAGAGAUUGCUCUCGGCCCGGCAUGCUGGCUAUGGGAUUACCUGCGACGAAGCAAAACCUCAGGUUAUUUGGUCCCGCUAUCAGGAGGCAUCGACUCAUGCGCCACAGCCACCAUUGUCUACAGUAUGUGCCGGCUUGUUAUCCAGGCUGUAAAGGACGGGAAUGAGGACGUAAUCGCCGACGUUAAGAGACUUGCUGCCUACUCUGAUAAAUUGCCCGAUACACCAGAGGAAUUCUGCAACCAGAUCUUCCAUACCGUGUACAUGGGCAUGGCCAAUCAAAGCAGCAAGGAGACUCGACAGCGUGCCAAGGAUCUCGCCAAACGUAUUGGCAGCUACCACACGGAUAUGAACAUUGAUGAUACUUACCACGCCACGAAGAACUUGCUUACACAGGGCACUGGAUUUGAGCCCAAGUUCAAGGUUCACGGAGGCUCAGCUGCCGAAAACUUGGCUUUGCAAAAUAUCCAGAGCCGGUCACGCAUGGUAAUCGCCUACUACUAUGCUCAGAUGCUGCCGACGGUUCGACAACGGCCUGGUGGAGGAGGCCUGCUGGUUCUUGGAUCGAGCAACGUUGAUGAAUGCCUUCGAGGAUAUCUCACCAAAUACGACUGUAGUUCCGCUGAUCUCAAUCCUAUUGGAUCCAUCAGUAAGACCGAUCUUAAACGAUUCAUUACCUGGGCAAGCAAGAACUUUGAUAUGCCCAUCUUGGACGAAUUCUAUCAUGCCACUCCCACGGCCGAACUCGAGCCCAUCACUGAGAACUACGUUCAAAGUGAUGAAGCCGACAUGGGCAUGACCUAUGACGAAUUAUCCCGCUUCGGGACUCUUCGCAAGCAGCACAAGCUCGGGCCGUACGGCAUGUUUCUGAGACUGCUCAACGAGUGGGGCGGCCACGGAAAACUAAGUCCGCGCGAGAUCGCCGACAAAGUCAAGCGUUUUCAUUUCUACCACUACAUCAAUCGGCAUAAGCAGACCGUCGCUACACCUGCUUACCACGCUGUCGACUAUUCUCCUGAUGAUCACCGAUUUGAUCUCCGUCCUUUCCUUUACCCCCCCGCGUUCGAGGGCUGGUCGUUCAAGAAGAUUGACGAGCGCGUAGCAGCGUUGGAGAAGGCUCUAGAACGGAAACAGGCUAAAGCAUAG